CAAAAUUUACCGCCAUCUCCAUCUUUUUAGCAGACGAAUAUAAAUCGCAGCCAUGACAACAGAUAGUGUAGGCAAAAUUGAUCAAAUGUGCCACUGAACUCGAGUUAUCAUUAUCUUUGUUGGUGAAAAUGUGAAACUGCCAUUGUUCUUGGAGCGCUGUAUCAUCUAGCGAAGCUGUAAGUUCAACAUCCACGAUAUGAUGCAUGGAAAGGACGGACAAGUCAGUUACCUGUAGACACGACAAUGGGAUGCGGCAAGAGUGUACCUGAGACGGGCCCAAGGAGAAGAAGCAGUACUGGUUUCUUGUUCAAUCGACAGAAAGUCAGCAUUCGUAUUGGAAAUGAAGUUAAAUUACAUGAAGAUAAGCCACAAAUAAUAUUUGUCUUUGGAGGUCCUGGCACAAAGAAGGGGAAGCUUGUGGAAGACCUCACCCAGACCUUUGGAUUCAGAUUGAUAAAUUUGGAAAAACUCAUCCUGAAGGAGUUGGCCAAAGAUCCUGAUGAAGUUGGGGGAUCAGCAACAAUGGAAAUCAUUGACUAUGUGAAGGAGAGCCCGGAGAAGAUCACGCUGCGAUGGGCCCUGAAUGAAAUCAAGAAGGAGGUGGAGGCAGAUAAGCAGGGCAGCUAUGUCAUCGAUCUGAUGCCGAAUCUCAGGGGGCUUGUCCGCAGCGCUGGCCUUGUCAAGGACCCCACCUUUGAACUGAAGAACUUUGAGACAUUUUUUCCAAUAUCGUUCGCCAUCAACUUUUCCAUCCCCCUGGACAAGAUGGUGAAGAAGAAGAAUGAGCCUGAGUGUGUGAAGGCCCCGGAGGCGGAGAGCAAGAAGGAGGGAGGGAACCAGGCAGCCAAGAGUGAUGAAGCUGACUCCGGCAGAACCAAGAGGCGAGCCACCCUGUUUGACAGUAGCGUGCGGCCAUUUGUAGACUACUUCCAGAAGACUGGCCGCCUCGUCAACAUUGAUGUGUCGUGUGGGAUGCUGGAUCUGAUCUGGUCACGAAUGUGUGAAGUGUUCUCCGACCUGCAGCUCACAAACUGUGCUAACGCAGACACUGUCAUCAUCUUUGCUUUUGAUGAGAGCACCAUAGAGGAGAUAGAGCUCGGCCAGUACUGUAUCCACAGACUGAAUCUGACAGAAUAUAUCCAGGAUCCCCAGGAGCCAGCUGAGAAGAUUCUCUCGUCUUUGAGUCGUGUGAUUGAAGAUUUUGACCCAACUGUGAAGGCUUUUGCUGUCAACCUUGGAGGGACGUCGCUGGACAAGAAGAUGACCCUAGAGGGCAAGCGACGCAUAAUGUUUGUGGAUGAGAACAACAAGAAACUGGACUCGCACGUCAAGAUGCAGAUGAAAGGCAAGCCGUGCGCCAAGAACUUCAAGGCCAUGUGUUCAUUGGAGAACCAGAUCUGUCUCUUCCCACAAGACACCGACCUCGAGCUCUGCAAGAACAUUUCUCUCUUCCUGGCCAAGUGCAGACUGAAUUCCUGAACUGCCCGACCAGUAACCCGAGGUGAGGUGGUUGGAAGUACCGCCACCGCCGCCGCAGAUGCUCCGACAUUCCUUGAAUACUCAUUAUGAAGUCUGUAUACAUCGUUAACCUUUGCCAGUUGGAUUUUCUUCAUUGUUGUGAUUGACAAUUCCGUCUGAAAUGGUAUCACAUUUAUCCUAUUUUUAAGUUGUCAUUCAUAUGUGGUCCUCAGAUGUAUAUUUUUACAGUAAAUAGUCCUGUUAUUUUCAUAACUAUACCAACUUUCAUACUGAACACACUGCAACUGACUCAUAUUCAAUUGUUCUUCCUUUUACAAUGAAGUCAUGGCCUUGAGAGGAAACCUUGCAUCGGCAUUUCGUCAAACUUUAACAUAAGCAAUAUGCUCCCACUCAGGUUGUUACAGCUGCAUUUCACAAACACAAACACAAUAGUGUUUCAUUAGACAGGGGUGUGGCUUGCUCUGUUUGAUAGCCCAGUUGAAUGUCAGUUCACCCUCAAGUUACCAGUGCCUGUUCCACCGUUAUGAAAUUCAUAGGUCUUAUCCUGGGCCUGGUCCAUAGUUACGAAAGUCGUCAGUCUGAUCCUGUGUUCCUCAGAAGUUACAUAAUGUCCCAUCUCAUUAAAAUCAGAUCUUAGUUUUCACUACCACUAAACUUAAAUCUGAGGACAUUCCAUUAUGGGUCACGUCAGAACGACCUCUCAUCUGACCAAUCAGAGUGUACGGGUCACGUCAGAACGACCUCUCAUCUGACCAAUCAGAGUGUUGUUAACCAGAUCAGGAAAUGACACAAAGUGUUUUCUUAUCAUGCAACCUCAAAAAGGUUAACAACUGAUUCCAUCGAAACCAUCGUCUAUCUCUCGCUUCAAUGGAAUAAAACAUUUGAAACAGAAGAGACUUUCCAUAGACAUAGCCAUAGGAAGUUAGAGAAUGUCAUCUUCUUAGCGCUAAGGUCACUCUGUGGAAACCUGGAAUAUAAUCCAGCUGGCAAGGGUUUAUACUGUCAUAAAUACUCAUGCAUUGUUAAGGGAAAAUUAAUCAAAAUCCAUUGCAAGAGACGUCUCAAGUGGCUGAUGUCAGUAAUUAGUUGUUUGACAGUCCCAAUGGCAUCCGCCAUGCAUUUAUAUUUUUAAGACAUUUUUUUUCACUUUGUUACCUGUUUCACUUAAGAAUUCCAAGGAGCUUAGUCCUGUUGUUGUCUGUUGAUGUAUGUGGUGCUGUUUUCUAUUUGUAGAUAGUUGUCUACUGAUGUAUUUCUAAUGGCUGUAGUUCAUUGAUCUCUCUCUCAUCCUCGGAGCUCAGUCCCGGGAUGCUGUGGCUGCAUUCCUCGUCAGUUGUUACAUGGCUCGUCAGUUGUUACAUGGCUCGUCAGUUGUUACAUGGCUCGUCAGUUGUUACAUGGCUCGUCAGUGAGUGCUGCACUCAUACAUGUCAAGUCGAUAUUGAUUGUCCCAGAAACCGUUGAGAGAGUUUCCUUUCUUGAGAUGUUGUGUGAUCCUUUAACCAAAGAUUUGUAUUACGUUUUCACAGGGCAAACAAACAUGGGUUAGUUCUGACAUAUACUCCACAUUUAAAACUCCUUGAAAGAAGAUCUGGUCUGUGUUUUUGCUUUUCAAAGACCAUGGCUCUUAUUUCAGUCUUCAUUCAGAACACAAAUUCAUUUUAGUUUUGUAAUCAUUCUCAUGUGCAUGACCCAAAAUAAAUGUCCGGGGACAGUGACAUGUAGGACCGGUGCUCCCUAUGCUCAAUCCCCCUCCCCCUCCCCCUCCCCCUCCCCCUCCGCUAGUCAUGGGGACAUGGCCCCUGCAGGGUUUUUCAACUCUCCCACGACACAAAUGACAUCAACUCAUUCAAGCAAGUGAUGCUGCAGUUCUGCCAGGCAGCCUGUACCGGUAAUUAAUACUGUCACAGGACGAACUCAGCUUUGUUACAAAUCAGAAUCAAAUGUUUGUCUUCAAAAACUUGUCAGCCAUGUAUUGUAGCUUAAUCACUUUGACAUUAGGUCAUGUUCUGAUGUUUAUGAAUGGAUGUUGUAGGUGUGCACAUUUCCCUCUCUAUGUUCUCUGGAAGGUGAGCAGUCUUUAUUCCCUAUGCAGGUCAAAACUUAGGUCAGAACAGACAGUUUGACAUUACCUCUGUUCAGUGUAUUCUUAACUUAAGUACUGCUUUAGAACAAAAGAGAUGACAAACUACUGUCAUUUUGUAGGACUAAGUGAUCUUAGACUGUGGUUUAUGAAAUGAAAAUACUUUUCCAGUCUAGUGAAACAUGUCAGGUAAUUAGUACAUGUAUCAAACAAGGUUUGUACAGGCUUGAAAAGGCCCUUAAUUUUAAGGUCCGUCUUAAAAAGCCUUGAAAAUCACCAAAAUAGCUUGAAAAAGCCUUGAAUUUGUACAAAAUGACAAACUUGUUAAUUAAGUAUUAAAAUACACAAAGUAAUAGUUACAUGUUUCAGUGAUAGAUUUGACACUUUGUCAAACACCUUGAAGAAUUCAUGACAGAUUUGAUUUGUUUACAUAUUGGUUGUAAAAAUCAAUCUUGUUUGAAUUUUUGUGAUGCUCAUACUGCUUUUUAGGUUUUACGACUAAUAUGUAGUGUGGUCUUACGACAAAUAUACAGCAUGAUGGAUUAAAAAAAUAUUGACAGACUGAACCCAACUGAAAAAGCAUUCAAAAUGACACUUGAAAGUCUUGUGGCAAGUUGUAUGGAAAGGUCAGUAGGAAACUCUUUCAGCUCAGUAACAUCUGUGUGAUGAUUCAUAUGUUAAUGUAACCUUGACAUCUUUAUUAAGUUUAAUUUCUUUUAUUCAUUCUAAUUCAAGAACCUUUGAAAUGUUGUUGUGGUUUGAAUGCUUUGGGCCUCCAUUUUUGUGGAAAAUCUCUUCAUUUGUGUUCCUCAGAAGUUACAUGAAAUCAGAUCUUAGUUUCCUCUACCACGAAACAUGGUUCUGAGGACAUUCCAUUACGGGACACGUCAGAACUCUUUCAUCCGACCAAUCAGUUUUUUCAUGUUUUCUAAUUAUGCAACCUCGAAAAGGUUUACAUCAAAAUCAUCAUCUAUCUCUCACUUCAAUGGAAUAAACAUUUCAAACGGAAAAGACUUUCCAUAGCGGCUUAGUCAUAGUCGUAGGCAGUACUGCCAUACAAUCUCAGGGCAUCCAAUAGACAUUCCAGGAUUUUCUUUGCUCAGUUUUUAAAUUCUGAAUCAAGAACUUUGUUAAGAAAUCUUCAAAGCGUAGUCAGGAAUGGAAGUCGCCAGUUUAAAACUUGUGCUGUAUUGCUCAAGAAAGCUUUUUCUGAUUGAUUAAAAUAAAGUUCACAAAAGGUCGUUCUGACGUGACCUGUAAUAGGAUGUCCUCAGAUCUUAGUGCUUGCUACCGUUAAACAAAUUGUAAUGAGAUUGCAUGUCAUGUGAGUGAGUGAGUUAAAAUUUAACGUCACAUCGGCAUUAUUUCAACAUUAGCAGUUGAAGCUAAAUGGCGUCCCUGAAAUACCUCCAUUAUAUUGUUGUACGUUGUUUAUUGCAUAUUUUGUUACCUAUUUAUAAUAUGUGCAUAUUUUGUUAAAAUUAUCCAUGUAAAAUGAUUUUGUUAGUUUAUCAUUCAAGUAUGAGAGUGGUCAAGGGAAUUUCACUUCUGAAAGUAGGGCAUGUUUAAAUGUUUCUGCAACCAGCUAGAUUGAAACACUAAGCAUUAACGAGUGAAUUGAAGGAUUAGCUGGCGAUAAAAGUCUACCUCAAUAUCUAAAUACUGCUAAUGGAUAAGGGUCUCGAUAGGCAGACAGAUUUUGAAAACAUAAUUUGAAAUCUACACUUUCACUGUAUACAGUGUAUGAAUAUUUAAUUAUGAUAAGACAAAAAAUUAUUUUUAAUUUUGCAACUUUUAUGAAACCUUGAAAUGUUCCGAAUGUUGGUGUUUCUUCUGGUUUAUGACUUUUACACUUGAAACAGAUCAUGUGCCUUGUGUAAAGAUCUGGUUUUGUGGGACGUCUUUGAGAGGCAUUUAAUACAUGCUGUUGAUGUUUCCUUGUACAGGUUGGUUCACUGGUCAUCGCUGCUGUGACACUCAUGACCGUUCAAGUAUUUUAUCAGUGGAACAAUUUAUAACUACAGUCUUCAUGUAUGAUGUAAUGAUGGACCUCAAGCACAAUUAUUGUUGUUGUACUUAGGACAGACCAAAUAAAUUGCUUGUUUUAAGGAUUUUGUAUCCCAAAAUGACCAAAGCAAUGAAAAGAAACAAGUGGGAGAAAGAUAAAAAAUAGAUAAUAUAUUUUGAGAUGGUUCCCAGACAAUUAUGUCCUGUUAGGGAGGGAGUGUUUAGAAAAUAUCUUCAAAGGGGACAGGCAGGUCUGUAAAACAAUUAAUUUAAAUUGGUCUGUCCUUUUUUAUAAUUUCAUUAUUUAUUUUCUUGCAGUGAUUAUUAUGUGAUAAAGAUAUUUUUAAUGUCUCAUCUUACUGACACGAACAGAAGCAUUUCGUUGUUGUCAGUCUCAACUGGUGAUGGAGGUACUGAAACUGUCUGAUGACAUCAUGUCACUAGUCAGAUGCAUCACGACAGACAGGAACAUCCCUAGCAACAGUCAAGUGGCAUGCCUCUGUGAGGAGAAAACAAGGGCUUAAGGCCAGAAGAUGACUGUCUUAAUGUACAAUAUAAAUGUUUUCAGUGACAGAUAACAUACAACUGAAUUGUUUGAUAGGCAUUACUUAGAAGUUGACAGAUGACACAAUGUAUGUAAUUUAAGUAGAAACAAUUUAUGGAUAACAACUUCUUUAAUACUGUAAUGGUGAAGUUUCGGUAUAGAUCCUUGUGUCUACUUUAACAUAUAACUGGUUGUUAUUAACACACUUGACAAGGGAAAUUCAUAGAGUGUCUCUGAAAUAUCUGUGGUGAUAGUGGUAAUUAUCAUGUUUUUUGCAGUGACAGUUUCUUGAAAUAUUAACCCAUGUUUCCAAAUGAAAGUAGUUAGAGCCAUCAUACUGGCAUGCUUGAGAUGAGCCAAAUCAAAAUGAUAAUGUUAAACAGAUGUAAUUUAGUGUGUAUACAAAGUGGUUGUAUAGACAUGCAUCUCUUUCGGCUUGAUCAUCCAUGUAUCAUUGUAAGUGAACUGUUUGCUGUUUCUGGUGUCCUCAGCCUGGUGUUCAUCUGGAACUGAUUUGUCUGUGCUGGAAGUCAGGGAUGUCCUGUUUUUGAGAUUAUAUCAAAGGGUUAGAUAUUAUCUUCUUUCAUUGUUAAUAAAGUUUGUUGACUUGA
This is a messenger RNA of Haliotis rufescens (red abalone), 6724 nucleotides long. RefSeq lists its product as uncharacterized. Gene Ontology annotation, cellular component: cytoplasm. NCBI's taxonomy places the organism in Eukaryota, Metazoa, Mollusca, Gastropoda, Lepetellida, Haliotidae. Bases 244 to 1479 code for a protein of 411 amino acids. The transcript has 9 exons. The record is from RefSeq and is a predicted model, not a curated record. Gene Ontology annotation, biological process: nucleobase-containing compound metabolic process. Gene Ontology annotation, molecular function: ATP binding; AMP kinase activity.